Messenger RNA from Cucurbita pepo subsp. pepo (vegetable marrow), 982 nucleotides. NCBI's taxonomy places the organism in Eukaryota, Viridiplantae, Streptophyta, Magnoliopsida, Cucurbitales, Cucurbitaceae. The record is from RefSeq and is a predicted model, not a curated record.
UUUUUUUUUGUUCCUAAAUAUAAAGUGCCUUUUGGAAACCGUUUUAAUAUUUAUUAUCUGUGCCCACCAUGAGAACUAUCAUUUUUUGUUUUUCUUUCGUAAGUGCAGGAAAUGGUGACCAUUCGGUACCUGGAGAUGACGCUAAAUCAAACAAUAUUUCUGAUGCCAACAAAACUAAUGAAUCUUCUUCCCAAAAAUCACAUCAUAUUAAUUUGGACUGGAGGGAAUUCAGAGCAAAUCUAUUUGCUCGUGAGCAGGCAGAGAAGGUGGAAAAUGCAAAGGGUGACGCUCACGAGUGUAGGCCUCUGGGCCUGAAGUGGGCACAUCCCAUUCCUGUGCCUGAGACUGGGUGUGUCCUUGUGGCCACAGAGAAGUUGGAGGGUGUUCGCAGUUUUGAGCGAACAGUCAUUCUUCUCCUCAGAUGUGGAAACAGACAUCCUGAGGAGGGGCCAUUUGGGGUUGUGAUUAAUUCCCCGCUCCACAGAAAGAUCAAGCAUAUGAAUCCAACCAAUCUUGACUUAGCAACUACAUUCUCUGAUUGCUCUCUACACUUUGGGGGGCCUGUUGAGGCGAGCAUGUUUUUGAUGAAAACAGGAGAAAAAUUGAAACUCCAUGGGUUUGAAGAAGUGAUCCCAGGCCUCUGCUUUGGCGCUCGAAACAGCCUUGAUGAAGCUGCAGUGCUGGUGAAGAAGGGAAUCCUUAAGCCUCAGGACUUCAGAUUCUUUGUGGGCUAUGCUGGGUGGCAACUGGAUCAAUUGAGGGAGGAGAUUGAAUCAGAUUACUGGCAUGUGGCUGCUUGUAGCUCAAAUCUAAUUAGUGGCGCCGCAUCAGAGGGACUCUGGGAGGAGAUUUUGCAGUUAAUGGGUGGUCACUAUUCAGAGUUGAGCAGAAGGCCCAAGCAAGAUAUGUAGCUACCUAUUUAUUUCAAGGAACACUCAAAAUUCUGAACUCAAAUGCGUAAUCUAAGUUAAGCUAAAAGCCA